CGGCGACACUAUGCCUCCCAAAGCAUCAGGAAAGGCUGCUAAGAAAGCUGGCAAGGCACAGAAGGCCAUUGCCAAGGGCGACAAGAAGAAGAAGCGCAGGAGGAAGGAGAGCUACUCCAUCUACAUCUACAAGGUGCUCAAGCAAGUCCACCCAGACACUGGCGUGUCCUCCAAGGCCAUGUCAAUCAUGAACUCGUUCGUGAAUGACAUUUUCGAGCGCAUCGCUGCCGAGGCAUCCUGCCUGGCACACUAUAACAAGCGCUCCACCAUCACCAGCCGGGAAAUCCAGACCGCUGUCCGUCUUCUUCUGCCUGGUGAACUGGCAAAACACGCUGUUUCUGAAGGCACCAAGGCUGUUACCAAGUAUACCUCCUCCAAGUAAACAGGCGGCCA
Scylla paramamosain (green mud crab) is the source of this 393-nucleotide messenger RNA. Its product is annotated as histone H2B-like. Gene Ontology annotation, molecular function: DNA binding; protein heterodimerization activity; structural constituent of chromatin. The coding region runs from base 11 to 382 and encodes 123 amino acids. The record is from RefSeq and is a predicted model, not a curated record. Gene Ontology annotation, cellular component: nucleosome. NCBI's taxonomy places the organism in Eukaryota, Metazoa, Arthropoda, Malacostraca, Decapoda, Portunidae. The transcript has a single exon.